This is a messenger RNA of Marmota flaviventris (yellow-bellied marmot), 1676 nucleotides long. Lineage: Eukaryota; Metazoa; Chordata; Mammalia; Rodentia; Sciuridae. The record is from RefSeq and is a predicted model, not a curated record.
CCCCAACCGGCCCCUGGAUCCACCCUCGCCCCCAUGGCCCGUCAUCCCCGCAGCAGCCACCAGGGGGCGCCCUGAACACCUGCGUCGGCCUCUGGUUCCUCACCCAGAGCCCUGCGGGGCUCCCACCUCCCUCGGGUCAAAGCCGAAGUCCUCCCUGCGACCCUCAGGGCCCGUCCACUCCCUGCCUCCCUCCUCCUCUCUUCCCUCCCCUCUGCUCCAGGUACCCAGGCUCCUCACCCCCCAGUCUUGACCUGCCUCAGGGCCUUUCUGUGCCUGGAGCACCUUCCCCCAGAUGUUCUCUGUCCCCACUCCUUUCACUUCCCUCAGGUCUCUGCUCAGAUGUCACCCCAAGUGAAGCCUCUCAAGUAUGUUGGUAAAAAUGUACAAACUGUAGGCGGCACCUGCCAUCAUUCCAGUGACUGGGGAGGAUGAGGCAGGCAGAUCACAACUUUCAGGCCAGUCCAGCAACCCAGCAGGUCCCCGUAUCAAGCAAAAAUGUUUUCAACCCUUAAUAUUAGAAAUUGGUGGAGUUUAGUAAAACAGUUUGGCAGAGUCCAACCAGGAGCCACCCCAAGACCCCACAAGUCCACUCUUGGGUGUCAGGGCAAGUGGAAACACAGCCACAGGAAGGUCCCCAUCAAUGCCCACGGCACAGAGACAAGGCGGAACAGCCCAGCUGCCACCUGCAGGUGACAGAUGCACAGUGGUCCAUCCACACCAGAGUGUCCUUGGCCAGGGCAGGAGGAAGGAGAAGGGCCCUGCCGUGUGGAUGGACCUGAGGACCUCGUGCUCAGUGACAGUCACACAGGCCAGUAUGGCUCCAGAGGAAGGGAAGGUGCAGGACAGGGGAGUCCAGGGACAGGACACGGCCCCGUGGUGCAGGGCUGGGGGGCUGCAUAACUUGGUGACAGCCGGGACGCCAGAGUCCUCCUCCUCAGUGGAGAGUGCAGGAUCUGUGACUCACACAGAAACACAGCGACUCCCGUCCUGCCCCACGCAACCUGCACCUGUUUCCCCUCCUCCAGACGUCGUGAGCUCCAGGGCCCAGCAGCGGCCAGUGUGGGUCUCCACUGCGUCCUCUGUCUGGCACGAUGUCAAACCGGACCCCCCGGAGGCCGUGCGCCUGAGCCCCCUCCCUGGGCGGCAGCUGCAGGUGCGCUGGGAGCCCCCUCGGUCCUGGCCCUUCCCCGAGGUCUUCUCUCUGAAGUACUGGAUCCGAUACAGGCGUCAGGGAGCCUCCCGCUUCCGCCAGGUGGGGCCCAUCGAAGCCACUAGCUUCACCCUCAGAGCUGUGCGGCCCCAGGCCAGGUACUGCAUCCAGGUGGCAGCCCAGGACGUCACGGACUACGGGGAGCUGAGCGACUGGAGUCUCCCUGCUGCCCCCCCCAUGACCCUGGGCAUGUAGCAGCCUCCUGGGGCUCCACAGGGACUGGGUCCUUGGACACCUCCUCCCUGCCACUGUCCAGAGGGUGGAUGGGAUCCCCCUGGCCUGAGCACACCUCUGGCUCCACUGCAGCCCGAAGAGGGUGACCUUGAUGAGUAACUGCCUGCCUGAGCCUCCAUUUCCCACAGAGAAACAGGGACAUGCCCUCUCCCCACCACAGCGCGGGGCUCUGUGAACUGUGAACCUCACAUAUUUUUAUUAGAUAAUUUAAUUAGAAGAAUUGUUGACAGAA